CGAAAUUUCGGACGCCACGACUUUUCUUUCUAUUUUGAAAGUCGGAUAUCGAGCCUCCAACACUACUUCGGACACCUCGCUGGGCCAACGUUUUAAUAAUAUGGGAAAAGAAAACAUACCUUUUUUCACUGCUUGGAUACUUUUGGGAAAAAUCUUUGCCAUUUUUUGUUCGGACCCCGAACUCACCACCAACACCGUGUUUGUGAACAGCAGUGUCACCCCCACGUCCCCGCCCGCCACCACCACCGAGUGGCUCACCGACUACACAGACAUCGAGUCCAAGUUCUCCCUGCGCACGGCCGACGUUCCCGAUGACGACAUGUGCUACAUUGUGGCCGGGAGGCCCGACACUAUCCAGGAGUGCGAGUUCAAUGCGCAGACGCAGACGUUUGUCAUCAUCCACGGCUGGACGGUAACGGGCAUGUUUGAGAGCUGGGUGCCCAAGCUGGUGUUGGCCUUGUACGAGCGCGUGCCCAGCGCCAACGUGAUCGUGGUGGAUUGGCUGACGCGCGCCAACCGUCACUACCCGACCUCCGCGGCCUACACCAAGCUGGUGGGCCGAGACUUGGCCAAGUUUGUCACCUGGAUACAAAAAGAGCUGCAGCUGCCCUGGGAUAGGAUCCACCUGCUGGGUUACAGUCUCGGGGCGCACGUGGCCGGGAUUGCCGGAGACCUCACCGACCACAAGAUCAGCAGGAUCACAGGACUGGAUCCCGCCGGUCCGACCUUCGAGCACGCGGACGACCAGAACACGUUGUCCAGGGACGACGCCCAGUUCGUGGACGUCCUGCACACCAACACCCGAGGCUCACCGGGGCGCAGCAUCGGCAUCCAGAAGCCCGUGGGCCACAUCGACAUCUACCCCAACGGGGGCACCUUCCAGCCGGGCUGCGACAUCCAGAACACCCUCAGGGGGAUUGCACUUGAAGGCAUCAAAGGCCUACAAAACAUGGACCAACUGGUGAAAUGCUCCCACGAGCGCUCCAUCCACCUGUUCAUCGACUCGCUGCGCAACACGCAGCAGCAGAGCAUGUCCUUCCGCUGCAAUUCGCAUGAGGCUUUCAACAAGGGCCUGUGCCUCAGCUGCCGCAAGAACCGCUGCAACAAGAUCGGCUACAACAUCAACAAGGUCCGCAUGACGCGCAGUGCCAAGAUGUACCUCAAGACUCGGGAAAUGAUGCCCUACAAAGUUUUCCACUACCAAGUGAAGAUGCAUCUGUUCAGCAAGAAAAGCCUGACUUUCAAUGAGCAGCCCGUGAAAAUUUCCCUGUAUGGAACCCACGGAGAGAAGGAAGACAUCCCCUUUGUCCUCCCCGUCAUGAACGGCAACAGCACGCUGUCCUUCCUCCUCACCACCGACGUGGACAUCGGGGACCUGAUGAUCGUCAAGCUGCGCUGGGAGAAGGACGCCAUCAUCAGCUUGUCUGACUUGUGGGGCACCAGCAAGUUCUACGUCCGGAAACUGCGCGUCAAGUCGGGGGAGACCCAGUCCAAGGUGAUCUUCAGUGCAAAGGAAGCAGAGUUCACUGACCUGGUCAGAGGAGGAGAAGCUGCAGUUUUUGUCAAGUCCAAAGAAGACAACAUGAGUCGUAAAGAGAAAUUGAUGCACAAGUUGAAGACGCAGGGCAGUCUGUUUGGUCAGAAUGAUGCUUGAACAUGCAGAGGAACACAUACACCCCUCCGAGCACCCCCGUUGUCAUCAUGAUCAUCAUAAUCAUCAUCUUCAAAGAAGGACAAAGCAUUGCACGGGAAUUGGCAAUCAAAGCACACACAAUCUGUAUGCAAUGUGAGUCUAGACCUUGGAAAAAAAUGUUACACAAGUGUUGAUGUUCUCGCAUUUUACAUUUGUACACGUCUUUGCAAUCAAUUGUCUAUGCUUAUGUUCGUUUGUACACACUUAUUGUGCCUAUAUGAACUAUGGAUUUUUGCUUAUAUGGAUGAUUCAGGGUGACAGGCAUAAAUUUAGGCAAAUGUUUGUCUUCCCAAUGCAAAAAGAUGAUCAUUUUUGUCCCUUUGCCUAACUACUAACCGCCAGCAAUCGACAGGGACCAAAAAAUUAUUGACUAUCUCCUGAAUCACAUUGGUCUUGUAAAUACCAUUUGAAGAAAAAUCAGUGUUUUAUUUUUGGAUUUCUGAAUUGCGGUCAUUGGAUUCGAUUGCCUUUUGGUUCUUGUAUCACAGGUCACUUUAAAACGCUUUCCCUGCAGACAUUUUUUUUAAAAGAAGAACUCUGCCCAGUUUGAGAUUUCAGCCUUACUUUCAAACGCCAAACAAGUUACAAGAUUGCUGGAAAUAAAAAUACACACGCAAUCCGCUGCAGUUUGCAACAGGCCUUCCUACCACAUAGCCACAAUACAUCUCAAGAAUACGCCAUGUUGUAUUUAUUGAAUGUACAUUUAUAUAUUUGUAUAUUAAGCUGUAAUAUAAAUUGUCAUGCUUU
Phycodurus eques (leafy seadragon) is the source of this 2440-nucleotide messenger RNA. It is a transcript of the gene lpla, whose product is annotated as lipoprotein lipase a. The coding region runs from base 101 to 1654 and encodes 517 amino acids. Gene Ontology annotation, biological process: lipid metabolic process. Gene Ontology annotation, molecular function: lipoprotein lipase activity; apolipoprotein binding. NCBI's taxonomy places the organism in Eukaryota, Metazoa, Chordata, Actinopteri, Syngnathiformes, Syngnathidae. The transcript is spliced from 10 exons. The record is from RefSeq and is a predicted model, not a curated record.